Molecule: messenger RNA, 1881 nt
Organism: Girardinichthys multiradiatus
Lineage: Eukaryota; Metazoa; Chordata; Actinopteri; Cyprinodontiformes; Goodeidae
Exons: 2
Coding region: 391-897 (168 amino acids)
Source: RefSeq, a predicted model, not a curated record
UUUUCUCGGUAGCUGUGUUGGUGUACUUGUAUGAUCGAGGGCUGGGGAAUUCAAAUUAAAUCAACCAUUUUUAAACUACUGUCAGGACUUUAAUACAUUCCAGUUCAACACAGAGGCUACAUGUUUGUAUCCAACCAGGCUGCUUUGCUAAAUGAGGUAAACAUCUCUGUCUCUCAAAGCUUCUCAGAGAAGAGAGCUGGUUAAUUAUCUAAUCAGCGCAUCGCUUCUGCAGGUGUGUCUAUUUAGUAUAAUCUGCUGCAGGUUACCUUGUAGGUCUGAAAUAAUUGCUGGAGAAAACAAAAAUCCAAAAAUAUUCGGCUGAGAGCAGGACACAGAAGAAUCCACAGGAAUCCUUGAAACCAGUGUUAUUUCUCGUUCCAGGCGAAUAAGAUGCGCCCAUAUGAGUUGAGACAGAGUAUUAGAUGCCCUAAAAAGUAUGGGGAGAUUAUUAAGGAGAGGAACUUCUUGCUGGCUCCACCAUUCGAUUUGGAGCUUAUGUUUGAGGAGCGGGACUCCCAGAAACCCCUGGAUGAGAGAUACAUCAGGAACGCUGCGGUUCUUCCGGAUCUCUCUGAUCUGGCGCGCAGGCCCGAAGCUGGCAUGAUGGACGAGAGGGCCUCCAGCGGUACUCUGAUGAUCCAUGGUUAUUCGGUGGAAGACUUCCAGCAAACCUAUCACUCCGUGGUGGAUCCCCUGCUCUACAGACCUUGUGGGAAGGUCAGGCCUUACAGCCUGGAGCUCGGGUUUGCCAUCAAGGAACACCUGUUGGAAGAGCUGGCCUAUCCGACGCUGGAAAUUUCAGAGCGUGCAGAUGGAAAGGCGGAGGUGACGGAGAGGUUCUGUGUGCUUCGUCCAACACCUUACAUAGAAAUAGACUGUAGGGGGGAUCCGUGGUAAAAUUCUUCCAAAGACUUUCUAUGAUAAAUGUGGGCUUGAUGUCUGCUAAGCUUAUUUUCUAAUCAUGGACUUCUCUUGCUGAAUGUAGUGAACUAAUAUUUCAUUUUUCAACCAAAUCUGUACAAUCUGAAAUGUAAAAAAACGUAUCUCUUGAAACACGUAACAGUAUGAAAAACUGUGCAAGCAACGCAAUCCUUACUGUGAACUUCAAUGUGUCAUUUUAGUCUGCACGUCCUACGUCUGAAAUCUUGUAUCCAUCUAAUUCUUUCUAAACACAAAUUCCUGAAGCGAUGUUAUACACUAAUGGAUAUAUACACCAACAGAUUAAAUGACGGUAAAACGUUUCCAGAACGUUCCAGUAAGUCUUUGCUGUUUAUUGCUGGAUCCUUUACAGAGGUGUGUUAAGAAAACAGAACCUCUAGAAAGUUAAUUUAUUGAAGCAAUUAAACCCAAAAAGUGAAACUCAUAAAGAUUCCUGACUGUUUCAAGUUUUUAGUUUUUAUUUUGAGAAUAAUUAAAUUUUGAUCAUGAUUGUGUCAGCCAUAACAUAAAAUUUCUGUAUUGAAAAUCCUUUUUUAUCAGCCUUAUCUAAUCUAAUUUUCUGAGAGAACUGAAUAUUCAUUCAGUUUCAUUAGUUGUAAGCCAUAAUCUUACAACUAAAAAUUAACAGACACACUUGAAACGCAUCAUUCUGUGUGUAAUGAAUCCAGAUGAGUUUCAAUUUUUGAAUUAAACUACCACAAUAAAUUAAGUACUGAUUGAUGUUUCAAUUUAUUAAGAUGCACCUGUAGACAAUGUUUUACUUUAAUUGUGUGCUAAAAUUCAAGACCAUAUAUGCUACUUGAUGGGUACAUGCAAAUAGUUGUAUGUUGUCCUCUGAGCAAAUCAUAACAGUUCUGACCUUUAUACUAUUUAAUAGCGGGUAAAACGCUGCGUACCUCUUUAUGUUGACUUUGAUAGCCUUCAGCUAUGGCGUCAAUACCA